UGCGGAUUGGCAUGAUGAUUGUGUACAAUCCCUUCGUUUGAUUUCUUUUUCUCAAAUUUUCUUCAGAAUUUGGCGUCCUAAUUUGAUUCACAAAGCUUUCUUCUCUUCAUGGGUUCGGCUUCGAUUGGUUAUCAAUCCGGAAUAUCAGCUCGAUUUGACAGGAAUCUUAAUCUGAGGUCAGAUAUUACCGUCUCUUCGCUUCCAUGUAAAGUUGAUUUUUCCAGAAAGAGCUUCUUGUCAGCUGCAACAUCCACUCACAACAAGGAAAUUUCAAAUCGAGGUCGGGUAUGUUCUUUGCCAAAUACCGAUGAAAAACUUGAGACGCCAAUACUAGACAGCAUUGAGACUCCAUUUCAGUUGAAGAAUUUGACUGUAAAGGAGUUGAAGCAAUUAGCUGAUGAAAUCCGUAGUGAGCUUCUUUCUGUAGUGUGGAAGGCUCGAAAAUCUGUGAAGCCUAGCUUGGCUGCCAUAGAGCUUACCCUUGCUCUGCAUUAUGUAUUCCGUGCUCCUGUGGACAAGAUAUUGUGGGAUGCUGUGGAACAAACAUAUGCACAUAAAGUCUUGACAGGACGUUGGUCUUCUAUACCAUCCAGACAAAAGAAUGGUGUUUCUGGGGACACUUCAAGAUUAGAGAGUGAAUAUGAUUCUUUUGGGACCGGCCAUGGCUGCAACAGUAUUUCUGCUGGGCUCGGCUUAGCAGUUGCUCGUGAUAUAAAAGGGAAAAGAGACCGGGUUGUUGCUGUGAUAGACAGUGUGACAGUGACUGCUGGUCAAGCAUAUGAGGCAAUGAGCAGUGCAGGUUACUUGGAUUCUAAUAUGAUUGUUAUACUAAAUGAUAACCGUCACUCUCUGCAUCCAAAUAUGGCGGAUGGAUCCAAGACAUCCAUCAGUCCACUAUCUAGCUUCAUGAGCAAAAUCCAGUCUAGCCAAAUUUUUCGAAAAUUCAGAGAACUAGCCAAAGCUAUGACAAAGAAAAUCGGAAAGGGGAUGUAUGAAUGGGCAGCCAAAGUGGAUGAGUAUGCACGUGGUAUGGUGGGACCAACAGGAUCAACUCUCUUCGAGGAACUUGGUUUGUACUACAUUGGUCCUGUUGAUGGACACAACAUUGAAGAUUUAGUUUGUGUCCUCCGAGAAGUAGCUUCUCUAGAUUCAAUGGGUCCUGUGUUGGUCCAUGUGAUCACUGAUGAAAAGCGAGAUGAAGAAACCACAAACAUCGUUGUCAAAGAUAGACGCACUUACAGUGAUUGCUUUGUUGAGGCUUUGGUGAUGGAAGCCGAAAAGGAUAGAGAUAUUGUUGUAGUCCAUGCAGGAAUAGAGAUGGAUCCAUCACUUGUUACGUUUCAGGAGAGAUUUCCAGACAGGUUUUUCAAUGUCGGGAUGGCUGAACAGCACGCUGUCACAUUCUCUGCUGGUCUUUCUUCUGGAGGUCUCAAACCCUUUUGCAUUAUUCCUUCUGCUUUUCUACAAAGAGCUUAUGACCAGGUGGUCCAUGAUGUAGAUAGGCAGAGAAAGGCGGUGAGAUUUGUUAUAACAAGCGCAGGGCUUGUUGGAUCCGAUGGUCCUGUGCAGUGUGGAGCUUUUGAUAUUGCUUUCAUGUCAUGCUUACCAAACAUGAUAGCCAUGGCUCCAGCCAAUGAGGAUGAGCUUGUAAAUAUGGUCGCAACUGCAGCUAACAUCACUGACCGCCCGGUUUGUUUCCGGUUCCCUAGAGGCGUCAUCGUCAACAAGAACUAUCUCGUCCCUAUUGGAUUACCAAUUGAAAUUGGAAGAGGAAGAGUUUUAUUAGAAGGUCAAGAGGUAGCUUUGCUUGGGUAUGGAGCCAUGGUUCAGAACUGUCUUAAUGCUCACUCGCUUCUCUCAAAACUCGGCUUGAACGUGACUGUAGCUGAUGCAAGAUUCUGCAAACCCCUCGACAUAAAGCUUGUGCGUGAUCUUUGUCAGAGCCAUAAGUUCCUUAUCACGGUUGAAGAAGGCUGUGUUGGAGGGUUUGGGUCUCAUGUGGCUCAGUUCAUAGCCCUUGAUGGUCAACUCGAUGGGCAAAUCAAGUGGAGACCGAUUGUGUUACCGGAUGGGUACAUAGAAGAAGCGUCGCCUAACGAGCAGCUUGCACUUGCGGGGCUAACGGGACAUCACAUAGCAGCGACAGCUCUGAGUCUUUUGGGUCGAACUCGUGAAGCAUUGCUCCUCAUGAGCUAACCCUUUGCCAGAAGAUCAGAGACUUAAUGGAGACAUCACACAUUAUUUGAUUAUCUUUCUAACUCUUGAGAAGUGAAUAAUGAGUGUAAUUAUUAAGUUUCAAAAAUAAAAUAAAAACUGUAAAUAUGGAACCUUUUGGAAGAGCUUAAAGAAUCUGCUUUGUAUUAUGCUUUAAGUUAACUGUGUAGAGGUGAAAGUUUA
Eruca vesicaria subsp. sativa (arugula) is the source of this 2397-nucleotide messenger RNA. Lineage: Eukaryota; Viridiplantae; Streptophyta; Magnoliopsida; Brassicales; Brassicaceae. The record is from the annotation of a GenBank genome assembly.